AUGGCAUCUGCACCAGCAAGCUAUGGGCUUUCUGCAACUAAAUCUAAAGGGCUGCUCUCCAGAGUCAUGAAUACGGGGUCACAGUUUGUCAUGGAGGGGGUGAAAAACUUGGUUUUAAAGCAGCAGAACCUGCCAGUCACACGAGUUCUUGAUAGCCUAAUGGAGGUGAAAUCAAACCCGGAAACAGAUGACUACAGAUAUUUCGAUCCCAAGAUGUUGCGUGGAAAUGACAGUUCUGUACCAAGGAACAAGAACCCCUUUCAAGAGGCCAUUGUGUUUGUUGUUGGAGGAGGAAACUAUAUUGAGUAUCAGAAUUUAGUAGACUAUAUAAAGACCAAACAAGGAAAGCACAUCCUUUAUGGCUGUACAGAGCUUUUUUAAUGCUUCACAGUUUGUUAAACAGUUGUCUCAGCUUGGACAGAAGUAA
This is a messenger RNA of Staurois parvus, 427 nucleotides long. The record is from the annotation of a GenBank genome assembly. NCBI's taxonomy places the organism in Eukaryota, Metazoa, Chordata, Amphibia, Anura, Ranidae.